Molecule: messenger RNA, 1560 nt
Organism: Cladocopium goreaui
Lineage: Eukaryota; Dinophyceae; Suessiales; Symbiodiniaceae
Source: the annotation of a GenBank genome assembly
AUGGUCUUGGAGACAGAUGUGGUCACCACUACAGGACCCAAACUGGUCGAACUGCGGCGACAACCAGUGAAGACCUUGGGUUUUGGAGAGGCUUUGGUGGCCGUGAAAGCUGUGGGGGUUUGCGCCACGGAUGUGGAACUCUUUGAUGGAACCAUGGGUUACUACCACAGCGGACUUUCCACCGUCCCAUUGGUGCCAGGUCACGAAUGGGCCGGUGAGAUCCUGAAGUUGGGCCCCGCGGCGCCAUCGCAUUUGCAUGUGGGCCAGCGUGUAAUUGGAGAACAUUGCACAGGAUGCUAUCCUCAGACUUCAGCUGAAACUCAGACCACCAGGUGCAAGAUUUGUUGCCAGCCUGGUGGUUUGCUACGUUGUCCUCAACGAAAGGAGACGGGCUUCUUUGGCCGAGAAGGUGCUUUCCAAACAGUGAUGCGUUUCCCCGCCUGGCAACUGCAUGUGCUGCCACCUGGCACCCCAUGGGAACUAGCUGUACUUGCAGAGCCUUUGGCAACUGCCUGCAAAGCAGUGCGCCUUGCCAACCUCAACAAAAACCCGGAGCCAAAGAACGGCAUCCAGCCCUGGGUGGUCGUUGUGGGCGAUGGCGCUGUAGGUUUGUUGCUGCUGCAAGUGCUCCGAGUGCGCGAAAGAGUGCCUCGGGUGUGCUUGGUGGGUGCGCAGCCCACCAGGUUGAAGCAAGCCGAAGCACUUGGAGCAGAGCUGGCGGGGAGGGAUGGAUUUCGCUACGGGGGCUGGAAGUGCUUCCUCCGGCAGUUCAUGAUGCCGUGCCCAGCCUGGAACGUCCGUGAGUCGCCCUCGGAUCUCCAUGCAGCGCUGGCAGAUGCUCCGCCGUCGCUGGUGCUGGAGGCAGCAGGCACCCCCGAGGCGGUGAAGCUGGCGGUGUCGCUGGUGGCGCCAGGGGGCACUGUGAUCCUGCUGGGGCUGUCCGGCAACAAACUCGCGGAACUCUGCACCGAUGACGUUGUCCUCCGGCAGCUGACGUUGAGGGGUUCAUUGUCGUCAGAGCCGGAAGAUUGGCAGGCGGUCCAGGAAAUCUUGGCGGCUGGGAAGUUGAGCAGUGUCGUGACCCACGCCUUCGAAGGCUUGGAGAAGUACCAGGAGGCCAUCGAGAAUGUGCGUCAGCCACCUGAUGGGAUGAUCAAGGUCAUCGUGACACCCAAAGAGAUCCGACACCGCAAAAGACAGCGGGAGGAAACUUGCGAGAUGUUCCGCAUCUUCAUCACAGCUUUGCUGCUCUUUGUGGCCCAGUCCGACUCUUCCCAGGAGUUUUUGCCUGCUGCCCCAAAAGUGGAAAGUGAUGCGACGGGCAAGCCGGAGGUCGGCAGCGAGGGCGGCGUGACGGUAGCGGAGACCAAGGAGAUCGAGUUUGAUGCUGCCUCCAACCCAUACAUCGCCACCAGCACCACUGCAGAGUGUUUGGCCCUGAUCUUCAUGAUUGUGGCCUGUGUCAUUUGCUACUUAGAGUGCUGCAAGUUGCUUGGCCAUGGCAUGAAAAUGGUCAGUGUGAGGACCCAAUCCUUAUGUAAGAUAGUCUUCAGGCUCUGA